This is a messenger RNA of Podarcis lilfordi (Lilford's wall lizard), 12801 nucleotides long. The record is from the annotation of a GenBank genome assembly. NCBI's taxonomy places the organism in Eukaryota, Metazoa, Chordata, Lepidosauria, Squamata, Lacertidae.
GAGAAAUGGAGAACAUCGCCCACACUUGCCAAGCUGCCUUUCUGAGGGCUGCCUCAGCGCCUGGCACCCAGCGCCGCCCCCCCCGGGCAGCCCCAGAGGCCCCUUCGCCCGCGCGGGCAGAGACGUGAGGGGGCGUCCGAGGAGGGAAAGAGGGACAGGCCAGGGUUGCCCGCGGCACCCCGACCACCCUUCACGGCACCCCAGGGCGCCUCGACACACGGGCUGGAACCCCCGGACUCGAGAGCCUCGGGGCUCCGCCGGGCGGACGCCUCUCUCUCUCUCUCUCUCAGGCCGGAGAGCAAUGGCGGCGGCGCCUAAACCACCUGCGCCUGGAAGCGCUUCCAGAAUCCCCUCCGGCCGCUUCUCGCACCUCCUCCAGCUUCUUGGCGUUGCCGGUGACGAAGACCACGCUCCUCGUCGCCAUCGCGGCGCCUCCUCGGCUCGCCCGCCCAAUCCCACCGUUGGGGCUCAACUGCCUCCUCCGCCCGCUCGAAUUGGGCCAAUGAGAGAGACGGUUAGACGGCCGGCGACUAACGGCCGGUUUCUCGGUUGGUUGGUGGGGAGCAGUGACAGACAGCUCCGCCAGCAUCCAAUGAGCUUAGAGAACGGAGGGGGAGGAGCCGUGUGAGGAAGGCGCAGGCGCAGUUCUCUCCUCGCCAUGGCGGCGGCGGCGCUGCGGCUGCUUCCCGGGCGCGCGCGGGAUUUCGCCUCGUCGGGCUACUGGGAGCGCUUCUUUCGGGAGCGAGGCGGGCGCGCCUUCGAGUGGUACGGCGAGUGGCAGGACCUCCGGGCCUCCCUGGGACGGUACCUGCGGCCGCGGGACUCGGUGAGGCGAGGAGCCGAGAGGGGGGAGGGCGAGGAGCGGGGCCCGAGGAACUCACCGCCUCGUGAUACGUAGGCGCCUUCGCCGCGCGCGCUCUUUGCGUCCCCUGCUGAAAACAGCAAUACUAUUAUGUAUUGCAUCUUCACCCGAAGAUCUCAGGGUGGUUUUAAUGAAUUGCAAUUCCCCUCCCCCUGAUUUUAUGGUUUUUACCUUUCUGUAAAUCAAUUUGAAGUUUUAUGGUUGUAAUCAAGUAGUGUAUUGAUUUUAUUAAAUAAGUAAAUAAAGGCGUGGAGGGACGGUUAAAACAAGUGUUUUAGAGGAUAUUGUAGGGUUGUGAAAGGUUCAGAGAAGGGCCAACACAAUGAUGUUGUAUGUUGCAGUGUUUAUAGCAUGAAAGCAACACUUUUGUGAACAGCCCCUUGCAGCUCUCUCCCCCCCCAUUUCCUCCACUUAUUGUGAGUAAGGAACAUCCUGUAUAUGCUGCUGAAUGAGAAUAGUUGUCAUGUUUUAAUGCUUUCAAAGGGUAUUUAAAACUCAUUGCCAGAAGAAAAUGAGCAAAUUGGCAGGAAAACUCAGCCCUCUGGCUCCUGUGUUUUUCAUUUCAGUGGCCUUUGUGUAGUGGAACUUGUUGGUGAUUACCUUUUUAAUUUUUUUUUUAUUUUCUUCUGACUUCUACACAACCAAUUGCUUUAUUUGGGAGUAUUUUGUGAUACGUAGCAACUGUAGUUCUGUAGUAGUGGUGAUAAUCCUUCACAUGUUCUUGUCUCUGAAUUCAUGAGACUUCUUGGAAAGUCUGUUUUAAGAAACCAUUUUGGUUUGCUCACAAGGCAUGUGACAUUCCUUAUGUGUUUUCCCACUAGAUUCUUGUGGCUGGCUGUGGGAACUCAGAACUGAGUGAGCAGCUCUACGAUGAAGGGUAUCAAGAUAUCACCAAUGUGGACAUCAGUGAAGUGGUUAUCAAGCAGAUGCAAGAGCGCAAUGCUCACCUGAGGCCGAAGAUGACUUACAUGGUCAUGGAUGUGUUGCAAAUGGAUUUUCCUGAUGAGCGCUUCCAAGUGGUACUGGACAAAGGCACACUUGAUGCCCUCCUGACUGAUGGGGAAGAGACCACGUUGAGUAGGGCAGAAAGGAUGUUUGCUGAAAUUAGCCGUGUUCUGCAGUUUGGGGGCCGCUACCUCUGCGUAACCUUGGCGCAAGCACAUGUAUCGAAGAUGGCCAUAGAAUAUUUCUCCCGGGAAGGCUGGAUGGUGCGAAUACACCAAGUCUCUGGCAACAAAGCAGGAACGUCAGAGGGAGAAUUUGCCCUGCCCAUCUUUGUCUAUGUCAUGACAAAGAUUAGGCGUGUCCCAGGCUCUGCUUUAUGCAUCCUGGAGCUGUGUGCUGAAGCACAGGACAAGCCUAUCCGGUUCAAGAGCACUGAGCAUCUGAUUGAGGCAGUGAAAGAGAGGCAACACUACUCUCUGCUACGGAGCCAGAUCAAUAAGAACCCCAGUUCAGGCACGGUCUCACUGGACCUUUGCAGCAAGGACACUGGCCGAGCCCGUUACACUUUGCAUGUGGUGCACAGCCUGAAUGUGAAAGCGUCUUUUGACAAUAAAUUCGCUAUCUUCAUUGGUAAGUUUUUAUCUCCUUGGCUGGCCAAGGUUGGAAAGUUCAAGUUAAAUCUAAACAAUCCAAGAGUCUCAACUGAGUCUCCCUCCCACACUGCCAGUAAUGUUUAAGAAGUGGAUAUGUUUUAUUAUUAUUAAAGCACCACCACCAAGUAUACUGAAAAGCAGUGUUUUAAGAACAGCAAAUGGUCUGUUUACAGCAUUAUUUUUGCUCUUAGUGAAUUUACAAACAUUGGUUAAUAAUCCCAUGUAUUUUUUUUGUCCCCAUUGUGUAGUUUCUCAUCUUCUUACUUCCAAAGGAAAACAGCAGCAAGCCUGAAUAGAUUUAAAAAAGGGGGGGUGGCUUUUACAACUGAUUCUAGACAUGUCUGCUUUUCCUGUUAAAGUGAAGUGAACAGCAUCUGCUGCCAAUUCAUAGGAGUACAAACCGAGCCCGUAAAAGAAUUGUCUUGAGGAUAUAGUCAUGAUGUCUGUACUAUUAACAUUCCAUAUUGGAGAUGGAGUAGCAGUCUUUGACUUGCUUCAGCAAAGCCCACAUAAGAUGUUGGAACGCUCUGACUUUGUUCACGUACUUGGACAAUUGUUUCUUUAUUGUCUAUAUUUUCCAUUUUGCCUCUCCCCAGUACCACAGGGCAGAGAAACUGAGUGGCUCUUUGGGACGGAUGAGGGACGGAAGCAGUUGGCUACAUGUGCGGGAUUCUGGCGUCUAGUAACUGUGGCUUUGCACAGAGAUCAACACUAUGAAGGUAUGGAAGCAAUCCAGGCAGAACUGUCGGAAAAGGUGAUGGAGCUGGCCCCACCUGGUCUCCCAGCUGGGCAGCAGGUAAAUGCUGAGGAGCUUCUAGAAUUAGAAAUGAUUUUUUCAAGGGCUGCAGAGAAUGAAACUAUGUUACAUUUGCUGAUGGCACAAGGCUUUUGCUUAAUGUUCUCUUGAUGCAGGAGAUGAUGGUAGAGGAACUCCACUGACCACUCCUUAGGGAGGUGCUAGAUGCCUCUGAACAGCAGCAGUCAAAGACUGCACACUUCAGCCAUCCUUUGAAAAAGAGUGUGUGGAGCUUUCCUAGCUACUGCUGCCAGAUGUAGGAGCAUUAGAAACAUAUCAACCACAAUUUUGACUUGUAUGUAUGGGCCUAUUCAAGCAAGAUAAACUAAAUAUGUUUUACAAGAUCAAGUGGAUCUAGAAUUCUUAGAAUAAAAUUAACAUUUUGCCUAAAAUCCAAGAGAGCAGAUCACAGACAAAACUGAGGCAGACAGAACAGUGGCCCAACCCACUUUAAGGUACCGUAUUUUUUCGCCCUAUAGGACACACUUUUUCCCCUCCAAAAAUGAAGGGGAAAUGUGUGUGCGUCCUAUGGGGCGAAUGCAGGCUUCAGGAAGCUAUCUGCAAGCCUUGGGAGCUCGCGGGAGUUCCCGCCGGGCUCCCCCAGCUUGCGCAGCGCUGCCUCUUAUCCCAAAGCCCCGGCGCGCUGAGCAGUCGCACCGGGGCUUCCGGUAGCUCUGCGCAAGCCGCGGGAGGGCUCCCCUGGCUUGCACAGCGCUGCCUCUUAUCCCGAAGCCUCAGCGAGCUGAGCUGUCGCGCCGGGGCUUCGGGUAGCUCUGCGCAAGCCGCAGGAGGGCUUGAGGAGAGCAGCCUGUUCUGGGGGCUGGGAUCGGGGGAAGUUCGGGCUUCCGCCGCCCCAGCAUCGCGCCUUGGGGGGAAAAUAAUUUUUUUUCUUUAUUUCCCCCCCAAAAACCUAGGUGCGCCUUAUGGGCCAGUGCGCCCUAUGGGGCGAAAAAUACGGUAAUUUCACACAUGAUCUGUUUAUUUGUCUGUUUCCAUGCUUUUUGAUAAUGCCUUCUGUAAGGUGGUGGCAACCUCUGACCAUCUUCUCCUGCAGGUGCCUUUUCUGUCAGUGGGAGGUGACAUUGGGAUCCGCACCAUCCAGCAUCGUGGAACGAGCCCCCUUAGUGGGGAAUAUGUUAUUGAGGAUGUGAAAGGUGAUGGUGCCCACUACUUCCGCCGCCUUAUCUUCCUCAGCAACAGGAAUGUGGUGCAGUCAGAGGCGAGACUUUCAUUCAGAGGUUCCCACAAAGGUGAAAUGAGGUGUGGUGAAGAUGAAAUGGGGAUGACCUUACUGCAAGGAAAUGAGGCUUUGCCAAGUAACUGCCAACUAUUGACCCGUAAAAUGAGGUUGCUGGGAGGUGUGGGAAGCAGAAUCAUAGGGACUGGGCAAGUGUGGAAAUAGCAAGUUGUGGCAAAAACAUGCACAAUCUGGAGUGAGUAUGUUUCAGUUGCAACAGAGGAGGCUUCCAUUCCUCUGAUUUUUGGAGAGAACUAAACUAUGAGUUGUGUGUGUGCAUGAAAGCUUGUAAAAUAAGGGGGGGUCAUGUGGCACUUCCUCUCUGCAUUGAGUAUGUGCAGGCAUCCACAGUUCCACUCACCUGUUCACUAGUUAUGAGUGCCGCUUGAAAGGGAUUCUGAGGAGUUUUCCCAUAUCUGAGCUUUGGGCAUGUGAGGACUGCUUUUCCCUCCAGACUGCCUAUCUGUUCUUGUUAAAUGGCUUGAGGAAUUUGCAGUAAGAAUUAAAUAUUAUAAACCUCUGUGAAUAAAUACAGAUCCCUGCUGCUGCUGUCCUGUGCCCCAUUGUGUGUCAAGAUUGCAUGAAUUCAGUUUUGGUGCAUGAAGUCCUUUUAUCUGACCCCUUAGCAGUAUUAAGGGAGCCUCCUUUAUGUAUGUACUGAGGGCAUAAAUAACAGUGGGGAGAAUAAAUCUUCUGGGUUAAUGAUUCUAAAUAAGCACAACUCUUAUUUACAGAACAGGAGCUAGACUGCAAGGGUGUGUUUCCUGUCUGCAAUCUACCUUUAGAAACCAAGUUACUCAACUCUAAAUGAUUCUUAUGUAUUAGGCCAAAAGGAGCUCUCUUGCUUGUACAAGGAAAAAAUGCUUUCCACGUUCUUUGAAGGUAGAGAAGAGAAUUGUAGAAUUAACAAAGCCAUCAGAAGAGGCUGUACUAAAAAAGAAGAGACUACUAUAUGAAAGAAAAAAAAUUAUUGAGAGGGCUUAGGUCUAGCAGAGAAUAGAUUCUUGCUUCGUGCUCAGCUUGAAUCUAGUGGGGGGACAGGGACAUGCCAGGAGCUAUUUGGAGUUGCUGUCUCCUGCCCCAAAUGUUUUCAGUGAUCACACCUCCUUCCAUACUAUUUCUGCAUGGCAGGAAUAGGUUUGCCCGUUUAAGUUGUUGUUGUUUUGCUUUCAGGGAAUAAGAAGCACAAAAAAAAGAAAAAAACAGCCUCCAUUAACUCUGCUGAGCCUGCUGCUGUGCCAGCCGGUCAGUCCAUCGACAAAACCUAUCUGUGUUGUGCUCACCAUAGAGCCAUGAUUGCAGGAUUGUGCCUGCUGAAAAAUCCUGAGCACCUCCCAGGUAAUUAGUAAGAUCAACCUAAUUUCCAUUUUCACUUGUCAUUUGGGUGAGAAGUUGUGUUUGUUCCAGAAAUUUGCUAGCUGUUUCACAGCUAAAAUGUAGCCUGCACAAAAAGCUUGAGGGAAUCCUGCUGCUUCUCUACAGCCAGGCAUUUUCAGAUUGCUAGCAGUAAUUUCACUGAUCCAUUGUCAAUGUAGAUUGUGAAUAAGAAAACAAGAGUCUGGCACCCUAACCAUUCCUGAAAUCUUCCAUAAAUUUUCAUUGGCUAGAGCCCACUUUGUUAGACUGGAAUGAAAAGGAGAGUGGGGACUGUUAGCAGGCAUACAUAUAUGAAUAAAAGGGGGUGGGGUGGAAUUAAAUUGAUGGCGCCAAAAGGCAAUAAAAUGCACUGGGUAAUGGCGUCACAUUUCUCUGGGUACACAAGAGGUAGCCUUGUUUGCUAGUACAAAUGAAUACCACCACUUCUGAGAGACUGUUCAAAAUGACUCCAUGCAGAUGCUGGCUUUAUGCUUUAGUUUCCCAUGAGAUAAGAUUGUUACUGCCAGUGUCUAAAUCGUCCUCAGGGCUACAGUUCAAAUCUGUUAAAGUCCAUAAUAUGCCCUUCAAAAUGUGCCAGUAGGAGCACAACUUCCAUUAAGUUCGCAGUUGUAAUAGAGCCAUAGGGGGUUUACAUAUGUAUUGGGGUUUGGUUAGCACUGAGUUGGGUGAUAUGGUGAUAUGGAUAUCUCACACCUCGUAACUUGCAGAUGCGUCCUAUCAGUUAUACCUGUUGAUUCAUGCCUGCUUUGUGUGCUGAUUGCAGAGGCCCUGAUCCGUGUGCUGGUUAUUGGCCUGGGUGGCGGCAGCCUGCCCCUCUUCAUCCAUGACUACUUCUUGCAGUGCUCUAUUGAUGUAGUGGAAAUUGACCCAGCUAUGUUGGAAGUGGCUACACGCUGGUUUGGCUUUUCACCUGAAGACAGGCUCAAAGUUCACAUUGCAGAUGGCUUAGUUUAUGUUGACAACCUUGCAGCAGAAGGUAACCAUUUCCCAUAUAAGCCUGUGUAAUCUGUUUGCCUUCCAGAGGCCAAGCAUUUCAUGAUUCUCCAAAGAAUCUCUGUUGUACUCCUGCUUUUUUGUGUUGCCUACAUGUCAGAGUUGACCCAAGGGGUUGGGGAGAGGGGUCUGCCCUGGUAUAUAAAUCUUUUUCUUUACUUCCAUCUCCCCUUCUGCUUGAGAGAUUGGUGGGAUGGGGGCUUUUGGGGGCCCUUCUGUGUCACAAUAUGGGGAAAUGUGCAUCAAAUUUAGAUUUUUUGUUGUUAUUCAAUAUUUUCUCAGAUUAUUUGUAGUCACUGUGACUCAACACUGUAUUUUGGAUUGUCCUGGACCUGAAUACAACCAUUGGGAAAAGAUGCCACACACACUCAGAGGAGAGAAAGGAAAUAAGAAUAGCUAUGAUUCUACUUUCAGCUGCCUCCAACUCCCAAUUCCCUUGUUCCGUUUGGCAGUGGUUAUGGUAGUGAGGGGUCAAAGAGAAGUAAAUGCAAAAAAACCCCUAAGGUAGAGUAGUUUCUUUUGAGGGUACCCCAAUGUCUAGGGCAGCCUUUUUCAGAUGAUGAUGUUGUACUACAACUUCCCUCAGUCCUGACUGCUUGCCCUUCUCACAAGGGAUGAUGGGAGUUGUUGUCCAGCAAAACCUGAGACCCUGGGUUGAAAAAGGCUGGUUUAGGGCAUUGCACUUCACUGCACAAUUUCUAUGGCAUUAAUGCAUGUCAGUACAGUGGUACCUCUGGUUGUGAACGCCUCUGGUUGCGCAUGCUGCGGGUUACGAGCUCUGGUAACCUGGAAGUAGCCGCUCCCGGUUGCAAACUUUGCCCCGGGAUGCGAGCGGAAAUCGCAUGCCAGAGGGAGACACACUUUCGCUAAUGGCACCUCAGGUUACAAGCAGUUUCCGGUUAUGAACGGACCUCCGGAACGGAUUCUGCUCGUUACCAGAGGUACCACUGCAGUAAGUGCAUUCCUAUGGAAACAAAUGGGCUUCCUAGACCAUCCUUUGCCAAUAGUUGUGUUCACUGUGUUCAAAAUAUCUGGAGGACACUAGGUUUUGGAAGGCUGUACUAGACACCCUUGAGAUGGAUGGAAAUUGUUUCCAAAUACCUUGUUGCUAGAUAACUGCUGUUUACAGAGAGUCCUGUUGGUAAAAGACAGAUUGGCGUGGACACACUGUUGGCUAUUUUAGUUUGACCCCAGGGCACUUGCAUAUCCAAACACUUGUUCUGCUUCACCCUAUUUCUGUUGAUCUCACAGAAACACACUCCUGUUUUUCUUCAGCUUCAUCCUCUUAUGAUGCCAUCAUGUUUGAUGUGGACAGCAAGGACUCUGCCUUGGGUAUGAGCUGCCCACCCCCAGCCUUUGUGGAGAAGUCCUUCCUUCAGAAAGUGAGGACCCUUCUGAAGAAGGAAGGUGAGGGUCAAUGGGCCUUAAGUGCCCUGGGGCAGAUACCUGUCGUUUUCAUUGUUUCUGACUAAAAGCCAUUACAGAUUCAUUCACAGAUCCAGCAAGUCCAUUAAAGCCUGUUAAAAGAAAUCCAGAGAUAUACAUCCUUUUACAAUAAGUCAAAUUAAUGAAUUGCAUGCACAAUCUACAGCAUUGUCUUUUAUAUAGCUAGCACGAAUACUUUUAGCGGCUUUAGCAAAUAGGGCUGUUUUGUAUGUGACAAGCAGAUCACAGUCAGAUAACAGCAAACAUAUUUUCACUUCAGGAUUCUGUCCCUGUAGUGGUGCCUGUUUAUCUUGGUAGUUCAAAUGCAAUAUGGUAUCAAGAUUUGGGGGAUGAUAACCUGAAAUAAUAACCUGAAAGACCUGGAAGUGUGCCAGAAUAAGUUCCUAAGGUAUCUACUCACACAAAAUGCGCCUAGAACAAUGGGAAUUUUGAACAUUGUACCUUAUACACACACACACACAAAAUCCAACCUUGCUACACCUGUCUUGGCCCCUUUUCUCACACCCAGAAGAUAAAAACUUUUAAAAACAAUCCUCCUUGUCUGCCAACAUUCAAACACCACCCUAGGCUAUGGAUCAACUACUCAACCUACCCCCACAAAUCAGUAAACCCCCUCCCCCACCCCCUCCUACAAACAAAUCUAAAUGGGUGCUCUGUGAUCUCUGACAUCUGCUUUGUAAUAAUCAAUGUGUCUUAUUCCUCUCUGCAGGCCUCUUCAUUCUAAAUUUGGUGUGUCGAGACACCCAGCUUCGAGAUGCUGUUCUGGCUACCCUAAGAGAGACUUUCCCUUUGCUCUAUGUCCGGAGGAUUGAGGGGGAGGUAAAUGAAAUCCUAUUCUGCCAGCAGCAGGCUAAGCACAAGCUACCUCCUGCAGAGCUCCGAGACACAGCUCAGAUUCUGGAGAAGGCCCUGCGACAACCUGGUCAAGCAUGGGACACUACUUAUGUCCUGGCAGAUGUACUGGAAGCAGUAAAACUGGUGUGAAGAAGGAUAAUUCAGUCCCAUAUAGUACUUUCUGGAGAGAAGCAGCAGCCUACUGAGGUUUGAGAUUAAUGCUGCCCAUCUGUUGCACUCCCACACUUGUACUGCGGAACGACUGUCCAUCUAUUCAAAGCAUUGUAGGGAUAAAAUGUCCCUGGACUGCCCUUGAAGGCUGCACACGUAGCCCUUCUUCAUGGAAACGGAGAUGUUUAGGAUAUGUCCUAUAAAUGGUGCCAUGAGCACUUUUCAGGAGUAACUGCUUAUCCUGGACGUUCCUGAAAAUUGGGGUAAUGAAAAUUGCCUUUCUCAUUCUGUAUAGUUUUUUAAAAAUCUAACAUUAGGUGCAGAUAAAUCAGUCCCCUUUGCUUAAAAUAAAAUAUCUUUCUAUUGUGCAGUAGCUGUUGUAGUGUGAAGCAAUAAUUAAUGAUUUCUCCCAACAUUUAAAAAUAGGCAAGGUGAACUGUGGUAUGUACUUAAAAAAUGGAAUCAUUGCUGGGUGGGAUAGAAACAGUAGCCUUCCUUACAGAAAAGUGUGAUGCAAGAGGGAGUCCCUUCAACACUGUGUAAAGGGUUUUGUGCCUACAGGGAGGCAAACAGCGUCUUUACCAACAUUGUGAGCACAUUACUGACACUCUCUUAGCCCUUCUGUGAAAGUGGGAAAAAUUCAAGUCUGCAUAUUUCAGUUCUACCUCAGUGUGAGUCACCACCAAUUAGACAGAAGCUUCCCGGUCUACUGUGGCAUGACCUUUUUGUAAUGUCUAAAGCUAGUUGCGAAAUACCCAAGAGGAGGAAAAGAAACUCCCCAAGAUUGCCAAAAAAUACAACAGAAAGCUCAGUGUGGGGCAGGCUGCCAGUGGUCUUCACAAUGGAGAGGAAAAACAAGACUGAACUUAGCAAGUUGUUUUUUAAAUGUGUACCAUUUGAAUUAUAAAGCUAGUGUUCUUCCUGGGUGUCAGGUGAGGCAGGAGUUUAAUCAGAAAUAGUUCUUCCUCUUGGCCACGGGUAUUGUCAGAGUGCUAGGAUGUUGGGGUGCAUGUAGCUUCCCCCAAAAAGCCAAGAGGCAAGGUGGCUUCCUCCUCCUCCUCCCCCCCCCAUUGCCUUGCAAGGAAUGAGCGAGUCACAGACAGAAUGACUGGCUUUUCCUUCCCUGUCCUGAACAGGAAAUAACCUUUCUGAAAGGGUAUUUAGGCCUUCCUUCUAUUUCUCCUCAGCAGCCACAGAAUGGUAUCCAACAGCAAUAUUUAGCAAACUUGUCACCCUUCAUAGAGAAAACAUCCAAAUAUGCAGUCUAAUCUCUGACUUCAAAACAAGAACUUCCAACAUCCUGUACCAAAGUAAAUUCAGCCAACGUAAGAUUGGUGGUUACAGAACACCAGCUCCAUUUGCUGCAUUGAUCUAUGGACAGUCUUGUUACAUUUCUAAGAAUGAGGUUCUCUAAACAUUGAUCUGAUACCUGCUGAACACAACACGUCCCAGUGGCACUCAGUGGUCAAUGAAGUGGGACCCCCAAAAUGGUGACAUACAAGACAUAAAUCUUGUGACUGAGGUACAGCAUGAGAAAUCAUUGGCUGCAGAAUUUUCGAUCCUGGCGGGAGAGUAGCAGAAGAAAUCUGAAUCUCUGUGGCAUAAAAAGAUCUUUCAGUAACUCGUUGCCAUAUCUUUGAACCCUAGGUUUGAUGAGACACAUUCACCUUAAAUAUGCAACUUGCUUUACUAAGACAAAAUAUCCUUUAGGUUUUGUAUACUGAAAGGGAAGGGGAUUCGGAUACAUCUUGCUAGCCUUGAUAUCACUACUUCAUUUUGAACCUGGUUAAGAGCCCACGUCUCCCCUGCAGACAUUUGAGAUACUGAACUGACAGAAUUGUAUGAAUGACAACAUCCAAGAUUAGGACUCUAAGCAAAACAUUGUGCAGAGAUGGUGCUUAUGGUGCCCUGAGAACCAUUAGGCGUUAUGGUUUUGUAACAAGUCUUGAUUGGUCUGGAUUGUAUAUGUCUGUUUUCAGAGGCUCUUUCUGCCUUCCGGCUUGUACUGCAGAGCAAACAUGCCUGCAGAGUGCUCAGAUAUAUUCCUCAUUAGGAGAGACAACCUCUUAAACUCCUCAUGCUCUGAAACUAGAAUAAACUUGUUUCAGGAUUUGAUUUCACUUCUUCAACCCUAUUUGACCCCAAAAAAGGCAAUGCGAUGACCAUUAUACUCCAACAAAUCUUAACCCUAGUUUGAUCAGGAAUGCCCCGCUGUGAAGCGGUCUUUGUUGGGAAAAUACAGGAACUAUAGGUCUGCCAAUCUACCCUCACUCCCUGCAGAGUGGUUUGAAGCUAAACAAAAUUAUAAAGCUUUGAUCAAAAAGAAAAAGUUUCAGGCCCAAAGGGGAGAGUGGCAAUGUUUAAUAUAGACCUCUCGAAGGAGGGACUCAGCCACCUUUUGGAAAAUAGUCGCAAAAGGAUGGCAAGAUUCCCCCUCCGAAGUGGAAUAUACCAUCUCUGUUGGGAUUUGGGAGUCAUACUUCCAAUCCUUAUACACAACUAAGCAACAUCUCUCCCUACCUCUAAGUGAUAUUGGUGCUGAGUGGCCCCCGGUGUCAACUGAAGAAGCUCGCAAGGCUCAUUCAAUCUCUUAAACUUGGCAAAGCUCCUGGUGCAGACAAUAUUUCACCCGAGCUUCUUAAGGCCAGUGUUGAUUUGCGGGCCCCAGUGCUUGCUGCCUUGUUCACCAGCAUAGAUCAAUUAGCUACCAUCCCAGAGGAUUGGGGAUUGGGAGUGAGGGCAUGGGGAAAUAUCUAGAUAUCACUACAUUGGUGUCUGUUGCCAACUAUCCUUGGCAAAGAAAUAUCAGUAAAAAAGCCAAAAGAGACCUUAUGCCAACCUUUUAAGCUAAGGAACCCAUCUUCAGGCAUGAUCUUCAAACAGUCAAUGAAAGCACUAAAGGCAACCAAAUUGAUGUUCUAGCCUUCCAGAAACAUAUCAAGGGACUAACAGUUCACAGUUCAUUUAUUUGGACAGCAUGUCUGCAAAGGUUUAUGACAAAUCAGAGAUUUUUCAUUCUCCAACAGGAGGGCCAACAAGGCUAUAGUCAAGAUAGAGGUCUAUCCAACCACAUUUUCAAAUAAUUUUCAUAGUAGAAAUUAUAUUACCACAGCAGAUACCCCAUGUAUUCAAACAGGCAGCAUUAAACUUAGUUAAUAAUAAUAAUUAUUUGCUAUUUUCAAAGUAAUCUGAUUGAUUCAAGAAUAAAUAAAAAGAGGUGUAAGUGAUGCAUUUUGCAUAAUGUAUAUAGUUUGGCCUCGAAGGAAGGCCACUGUGCAGUAGCUCCUCUUCAAAAGCACGGACGAAAGAAGAUGAAAAAAAGGAAUGAGAAUUAGCGGAAGUAUAAAUACUCAAAAGGGCUUAUUUAUGUAUGUUCUCUAUUCCUAAUCCUUUUGGCAUAUUUGAUAUUGGUAUAUAUUUGAAAUGUAACUGAAUACAACAAAAUAUUUCAUAACUGGACAAAUUCUGGAAAUACAAAUACUGACAC